Messenger RNA from Betta splendens (Siamese fighting fish), 3757 nucleotides. RefSeq names its product ubiquitin carboxyl-terminal hydrolase 22-like. Gene Ontology annotation, molecular function: zinc ion binding; cysteine-type deubiquitinase activity. Bases 389 to 1957 code for a protein of 522 amino acids. Gene Ontology annotation, biological process: protein deubiquitination. The transcript is spliced from 14 exons. NCBI's taxonomy places the organism in Eukaryota, Metazoa, Chordata, Actinopteri, Anabantiformes, Osphronemidae. The record is from RefSeq and is a predicted model, not a curated record.
GCAAAUCACGGUGUGCGCUGGGCGGGCAUUGUAAAGCUGUAGUUGAGUGUUAGCAGCUAACUAGAGAAAGAAAGCUAACUAAUCGUGAGAGUGGAAGUGCAGCUAACGUUGAAGGAAAAGGCAACUGUCAAAACAGUAAAAAGGGGAACAGGAAUUUUAGCCAAGUCAAAACUGUCUUAGAUGGUUACAUGAAAGUACUUGUAGCUAGUUAAUGAAAGACCGUGUUUGUCAGAUGCCUGAGGAGCAUUUUGGAUACUUCUCCGCUUGUCCCAUUUCCAAACGGAAACCAUUUCUGGACAUACAGUUCGUGCUAGCUUGCUAGCUUAGUAAAUCAUCCAGGAGACUUUUUAUUGUCACCUAAAAACCCAAACUGAAUGUUUUGUCUGUCAUGAGUCCGGCCGGGUGCUCCCAUGUGAACGGUUAUAAGGUGGAUAAUUGGAAACAAAAUCUUCGAGUCAUAUACCAAUGCUUUGUUUGGAGUGGUACUGCUGAGACCAGGAGACGCAAGGUACUUCAGGGUGAUGCAGGAUGGACAGAGCUGGCCAAGUCGUGCAUCUGUCACAUGUGUGGCGCCCAUCUGAACCGGCUCCACUCUUGUCUCUACUGCGUCUUUUUCGGCUGUUUCACGAAGAAACACAUCCACGAGCACGCGAAAAACAAGAGGCAUAAUCUAGCGAUAGAUCUAUUAUACGGUGGAAUAUAUUGUUUUGUGUGUCAAGACUACAUAUACGACAAAGAAAUGGAACAAAUUGCCAAAGAGGAACAGAGGAAAGCCUGGAAAUUGCAAGGCAUUGGAGAGAAAUACACAACAUGGGAGCCAACCAAGAGGGAGCUAGAAUUACUACGACACAAUCCAAAGCGGAGGAAAAUCACUACCAACUGUACCAUAGGUUUACGAGGCCUAAUAAACCUGGGCAAUACGUGUUUCAUGAACUGCAUUGUUCAGGCUCUAACACACACGCCACUGCUGCGGGACUUCUUCCUCUCGGACAGGCACAAGUGCGAGAUGCAAUCAAACUCCUGUCUGGUGUGUGAGAUGUCGCAGCUUUUUCAGGAGUUCUACUCGGGCCACCGUUCGCCCCACAUUCCCUUCCGGCUGCUGCACCUGGUGUGGACCCAUGCACGUCAUCUCGCAGGCUACGAGCAGCAAGAUGCCCACGAGUUUCUUAUUGCAGCGCUGGACGUACUACAUAGGCACUGCAAAGGGGACACCAUCAGAGAUGACAAUGGGAAGAAGGCCAACAAUCCAAACCACUGUAACUGUAUCAUUGACCAAAUCUUCACCGGGGGCCUGCAAUCAGACGUUACCUGUCAAGUUUGCCAUGGGGUUUCCACGACGAUAGAUCCAUUCUGGGACAUCAGUCUGGACCUGCCAGGCUCAUCCACGCCUUUCUGGCCCCUCAGUCCUGGAGGGGACGGCAGCGCAGUCAAUGGGGAGAGCCACCUGUCCGGGUCUACCACGCUCACAGACUGCCUGCGCAGGUUCACGCGGCCUGAGCAUCUAGGAAGCAGUGCCAAAAUCAAGUGCGGUGGUUGCCAUAGUUACCAGGAGUCCACCAAACAGCUGACAAUGAAGAAGCUCCCAAUUGUAGCAUGUUUCCAUCUCAAACGCUUUGAGCACUCUGCUAAACUGCGGCGGAAGAUCACUACAUACGUUUCUUUUCCUCUAGAAUUGGACAUGACGCCAUUCAUGGCAUCCAGUAAAGAGAGCAGAAUGAAUGGGCAGUAUCAACAGACAGUUGACGUAUUAAACAACGACAAUAAGUAUUCCUUGUUUGCAGUGGUGAACCACCAAGGCACACUGGAAAGUGGCCACUACACCAGCUUCAUUCGCCAGCACAAAGACCAGUGGUUCAAAUGUGACGACGCCAUUAUAACCAAGGCCAGCAUUAAGGAUGUUCUCGAUAGUGAAGGGUAUCUCUUAUUCUACCAUAAACAGUUCCUUGAGUACGAGUAGUCUUUGUAACCACUUGACCAUGAAGAACCACUGCUUCUAAUGAGCGAGCCAAGGGACUGGGGACAAGAUGAAACACAAACACACAAACCUACCUGAAACUCUUUGACUACCAGUCUACGUCUCCAGCUCUGGAGGACAGAAACAAAAAGACGUGUGAAAUCAUGCAACUUUUCAAAAGAGGAAAAAAAAAUACAUCAGGCACUGAGGUACUUCUCGGCAUCUACUUGACAAAACUGAAUGAAGAGGAGAGGAAGAGUCGGGAUCCGGCGGUUCCAGGCCGGGAGCGAGGCAGGAGGCCUCUCCGUCCCCUCGCCGUGCUGCUGCAGGGGCAGAGUCUGAGCAUGACUGAGCGCUACGUUGUUCGGGCACAUCUGGGUUUUUCUUACGGUGUUCUGACCCCUCCACUCCACUACACCCCCCCAUCUCUCUCUCCCACGGUGCUCUUGUUUCAACUGACCAAGCAUUUAACUUAGUCACGAUUGAAGACAGUUCGUUGUCAUAUGCAUAUGGGACUGAAUGCAAAAAAAAGAAAAAAGAAUCAACGUAUUAUGAACUUUGCAAGAACAUUUGUAAAGGUAUGAUUCUUAUCAUUUGUGAAUUUAGUUAUGAAAUACUGUUCAAAGCUAGUAUAUGUUUAUUUUUAAACAGCAAAAAAAACAUGGAGAGGAUAGAGAUGCUGCCUUUGCCCGUUGCUGGGGAAGCGCUGCCAUGGAAACUAAACAGAUUUGGACCUGAGUGUGCUCAUGUUCCAUUAUUUACUGUGUUAAUUGUUUUAUUUUUACGUCUGGUUGAGGGCAGGGAAUAUCUAUUUUUUUUUUUUAGCAACUCAUUGAAUUUUCAAAUUUUGUUUACCGUUCUUUCAGUGUCUUCUUUUUUAAUUCAGUACAGUCAUUUGUCCCUCGCUGUUCUAGUACUGGAAAUGUUUUUGGUCGUGUUAUCUUUUCAUUCUUGUGGACUUGUUGGUAACGAUGGUAAUGAUUAAAUUGGCUCACCUUCGCUGUUUAUGAAUUGCAAGUUGAAUGUGAGCCUUGGGUUUUGUACGGCAUCCGGAGGAGCAGACUCGACACAUGAUGACGUCUUGUAUUUAUUGAAAAUGCUGUGGUCUCUUCCCAUUCAUCACCUUGAAUGCUCUGUUUAAAAAAAAAAAAAAAAAAAACAAACACGUCUCUUUGACAACACUGCAUGCGGCCAGGCUCGUGAUCCUAUAACGUGAACAAUUUCUCCUCCGCACUGUCUCGAGGCCUGCUGCCUGUCAUGAUUCUCUUAUAAUUUGGGCUUUGGAAGGUGAUCAUAUGAGACUUCUACUGAGGCGAAAACGCAUUACACGUAUAUGGGCGCUGCGACCACAGCGUAGCUAAGAAUCCAUCAGUGUUAAUCUUCUCCAUGGCAACCGUGCGGCUGGUGUAGACCGGCGCGGUUCCGUGGUGUGUCUUGCUUCUGGAGUGCAGGAAACCCAGUGCUCUAUUCAAUCCGUAUGCUGUCAAGUAAGACUUGGGUAAUGCACAUACACAUCAGCGUGUUGUGGUUUAUGGAUUUGAAUGUCACUGAUUGUGUAAGUAUAAAAAGUUACUCGUGUAUAAGAUGAGGGCCCUAACCCGUCACAAAUAAUGCCACAUUAAACCACAAGCUGCUGCCGAACUCGGCCGGAGGACAGUGAAAGCGAAGACUAUGGUUUUAGUGCAUCACGGAGCAGUUGAGACCACCUAAGGACAUUCAGGGAAGCAGCUGAAACGACAAGGAAGAGGAGAGCUUCAUUAUCCGUUUCAGUGAAUAAACUCAGAACAAAACUGGAAAACAAAA